Messenger RNA from Thamnophis elegans (Western terrestrial garter snake), 1524 nucleotides. RefSeq names its product selenoprotein W-like. Gene Ontology annotation, cellular component: cytosol. Gene Ontology annotation, biological process: response to selenium ion. NCBI's taxonomy places the organism in Eukaryota, Metazoa, Chordata, Lepidosauria, Squamata, Natricidae. The transcript has a single exon. The record is from RefSeq and is a predicted model, not a curated record.
AAAAAGUGUAUUUUGAAAGGGAGGCUGGGAAAUCUUACCUGGAAGGGGGUAAAAUGUUCUAAAUAGCAGGAACCCAUAUUUAACUAGUAUUCAAUGCUUGGAACUAUUUUUAAAUCCCAAUCUUUCUUUUUAGUGAAUUGAAGACAGUCUUUCCUCUCCAGUAAUGCUUUCCUCUCUGUUUUUCCUAUAUGUAUAAUUCUAUGAAGUCAGUUGGACUAAGACUGGACCAAAAUUCCCAACUAGCUUUCAUGUCUAGGAGUGGACUAGAACUCAAAGUCACCUGGUUUCUAUUACUGCACUCUAGAUACUAUAUCAAAUAAACUUUCAAAUAAACAAAUUUAUUACUGAGACUUGAAUAAUACUUUAAUCAUAAUCCAUGAUAAAUUCCAGUAUGGGAAUUCAUGCUGCUGUAUGUUAUGUUAUGUCAUGUAGUGUAUGUUAUGUGAGUCUUAGCAUCAGUGUUCUCUAACACAAAUGUCCCUGCUUCCAACGAAGAGUCGUAACAGAUGGCAGUAUUAAGAUUUGGCAAUAAUUCUAACGUGCGUGGAACUGUAUCACUACCUAUUCUAAGAAUUAUAGGCGAUCAGAACCUUGGCGAUCCGAACGUUCUGUCCGCCCUUCCGAGGCGGCGCGCGCAACCAUGGCGGUCAAGAUCAAGGUGGUUUAUUGCGGAGCCUGAGGCUACAAACCCAAGUUUCUACAGCUCAAGAAGGAACUCGAGAAGGAGUUUCCGGGCAAGCUGGAAAUUAGCGGCGAAGGGACUCAAGUCACAGGAUGGUUUGAAGUGAUAGUAGCUGGGAAGACGGUGCACUCCAAAAAGAACGGAGAUGGCUUUGUGGACGACGAUGUCAAACUCAACAAGAUAAUUAAGGCUAUCAAAGCAAAUUUGGCAUGAAGACCUCUUUAGGCCUGGGCUAGCAGUUCAAAAUGCAACAGAGCUCAAGAAAAAAUCUGUUUUGUUCAUCUUGGCGAAUCGCUCAAUGACGGGAGCUGCUGAAAUGUUGCUUGACACCUGGCAGUUCCCUGAAAACUUUGCGCUGGAUGCCAACCUGAUCAGGGCUGGAUGGAAAAACUUGGGCUCCAAUUCAGUGCUUGGGUGUGAAUUAAGUCUGCAACUCCUAACAUACCUGCUUUCUGUUUUCAUUGUGUGCUGCAUGCAAAUACAGCUUUCUUUAUGUUUUUUUUUAAAUACUUGCAUUAUUGACCAGUAAUUGUGAAAAAGGAGAAAAAUAGGAAGAGUGGGAGAUUCAUCAAAUGUUUGCUUUCGUCGUAUCCAAACGCUUCCAAUAGAUGAUGAAACCAGAUGCAAAAAACCCUUUGUCUCGAACAACAAUUUUAGAAUCCUAAAACAUCUUAACUUGAAAAUGUGCAUUCUUCUUUCUUUCUUUCCUGCUGCUCCUCACUUCCCCACUGCAGGAUUGUGUGCUUUAUUAUACCCACUUCUGACUUCUUUGCUCAAACAUUGUCAAAUGCACUGAACGUUUAAUAAAAUGUUACUUCAAAAAAAAAAAAAAAAAAAAAAAA